This is a messenger RNA of Diuraphis noxia (Russian wheat aphid), 753 nucleotides long. RefSeq lists its product as uncharacterized. The record is from RefSeq and is a predicted model, not a curated record. NCBI's taxonomy places the organism in Eukaryota, Metazoa, Arthropoda, Insecta, Hemiptera, Aphididae.
AUGUCACAACUGGCUGAUCCUCUCUUUGACGUCUCGGGCAAGGUAGGCCUACUCAUCGGUGGUGGAGUAUUCUUUGAUUUGUUUGAGCCAGCGAGAGUUCGAUUACCAACAAUAGGUGUAUGUUUGCAAUAUUCAAAGUUUGGUUGGGUAGUGACAAAAGAAAUGGCUACUAUCUCACUCUUGGCUAAACGUUCUAUUGGACAAGCAUGUGAGAGCAGCUUCAGAAUCUUGCGUAAUGAAGAGCUUGAAGCAUACCAAACACCAUCUAAGUCCAACAAGAGAUGUAUUGAAGAACAUAGAACUUUGAGUCAUUUUGAAGAAACCUCGAGACGAGAUGAGACGGCCCAGUUUGUGUUACGGCUGCCAUAUAAACCUGAAAAACCGAAGGCUUCAAAAGAACGAAGAGCUGAAGAUUCAAUAUACCAAUUUUAUGGAAGAAUAUCUGAGAACGCAGGUCACACGGAUAGAGUGUGCGAAAAGGUAGAUCAACCAGAAUUUUUAUUCUAUCUUCCUCGCCACCCAGUAAUUAAAUUUUUGAGGCUCACAACAAAACUGCGAGUUGUAUUCGACGCUUYAGCUAAGAGUUCUUCGAAUGUAUCACUGAAUGAUGUUCUUAUGUGUGGGCCGACAGUGCAAGAGGAUCAUCUAUUUUCAAUUUUGACAAGGUUUCACAGAUAUCAAUUUGUUAUAACAGCAGAUAUCGAAAAAAUGUUUAGACAAAUAAAGGUGGAUCCAGAAGAUCAAGAUUUUUAG